AUGGACAGACAGCUCUUGCUGAUCUUUUCCACAGACCCGGAGGAUGUGCUGAGUGUGAGCAUUCCUUUGGAGGAGCCACAGCGUCCUCUACUAGGGGCAACGUUGCUACUACCGUGUUACUUCGAGGACCACACUGUCCCAGACCCCGGAGCUCCCACCAUUGCUCCACUCGCUCAUCGCAUCAAAUGGAGCCUCGUCACCAAAGAAAAAGUCACGACUAUCCUGGUGGCCUUGGAAGGACAGGUGCGUAUCAGCGAGAGCUACCUGGACAGAGUUCAUCUGGUCGGCUACCCCAUGACUUCUACGGAUGCUAGCAUCAAGAUAUCUGAGUUGCGGUCCAAUGACACGGGAGUCUACCGCUGUGAGGUCCAGCACGGCAUCGAGGACAACCACGACAUCGUCCAUGUGCAGGUUCAAGGUAUGGUGUUCCACUACAGGGCCAUCAUGGGACGCUACACUUUGACUUUUGAAAAGGCGAAAACAGCAUGCACCCAGAACAGUGCGGUCAUGGCUUCACCUGAACAGCUUCAAGCGGCCUACGAUGGUGGAUUCCACCAGUGUGAUGCUGGCUGGCUCUCUGACCAGACAGUCAGGUACCCGAUCCAUGAUCCUCGUGUGAACUGCUAUGGUGACAAAGAGGAGCUGCCUGGCGUCAGGACAUAUGGAGUGAGAGAUCUCAAUGAGACUUAUGAUGUCUACUGCUUCACUGAGAAAAUGACAGGCAGAGUUUUCUACACCGCUGCUGCAGAAAAGUUCACCUUCAACGAGGCUGUGGUGGCAUGCUCCAAUCAGGGAGCUCAGUUGGCCACUACUGGUCAACUCUACCUGGCCUGGCAGGGUGGGAUGGAUGUCUGUAAUGCCGGCUGGCUGGGAGACAGGAGCGUCCGCUACCCCAUCAACAUUCGUCGGCCGCAGUGUGGAGGGGGUCUGCUGGGGGUCCGAACUGUUUACCUCCACACAAACCAGACAGGAUACCCACUUCCUGAGUCCCGUUACGACGCCUUCUGCUACACCGAGUCCCCUGAUGAGGAAGGUUCAGGCAUCACAGAAGAGGGAAGUGGCGUGCUGAGUGUUACCACGGUGACACAGAGCCCAGAGGUGUUCUUCAGGAGGACGACCACAGAGAGCGAGGCGAUCGGAGAGCUGGAGACUCAGCAGCCUACCGUAGUGGACUUCACCUUCACAGAGAGCCCUACUUGGCUGCCGCUACCUCAGCCGCCCAACAUCACUGAGUUCAUCACUGACCUGAUAGAGGCGGCCACCACCCGGCCCGACACAGGCCGAGAGCCCAGCAAAGGCUUUGUGAUGCCUCCAACGGGUGUGGUCUUCCAUUAUCGCUCAGGCUCCAGCCGCUAUGCCUUCACCUUCGUUGAGGCCCAGCUCGCCUGCCAGAGUGUCGGAGCCUCCAUGGCCACGCCGGAGCAGCUGCAGGCAGCAUACGAGGCUGGAUAUCACCAGUGUGAUGCAGGAUGGUUACUGGACCAGACUGUCAGGUAUCCCAUUGUUUUCCCUCGACAUAAGUGUGCUGGAGAUCUGUGGGAUCAACCUGGAGUUCGGUCAUAUGGUUUGAGGCCAGCAGAUGAGAGAUAUGAUGUGUACUGCUACAUUGAUGGGCUCAAAGGAGAGGUUUUCCAUGUGGGCUCCGCUGAGGGUUUCACAUAUGAUGAGGCUGCUUCUAGCUGUCAAGAACAGAACGCCAUACUGGCCUCCACUGGAGAGCUAUACACAGCGUGGAAAAUGGGUUUCGACAAGUGCCGUGCUGGCUGGCUAUUGGAUCGUAGCGUCCGUUAUCCCAUCAACAACCCCCGCACUGAGUGUGGAGCUGGGAAAUCAGGAGUACACACUGUGUACGCUCACGGCAACCAGACAAGCUAUCCUGAAGUUGAUGCCAGAUUUGAUGCAUACUGUUUCAGAGCGGAUAUUCUACUUAUUGCAAAUGAAACUGGACUGAACAUCACAGAUAUCCAGGAGGCUCUGCUUAACCUAACAUCAAUUACUGAUCUGCUGAGGCCUGCUGUUCCUUCCAUCGUCUCUCCCAUCCCUGUGGAUACUUCAGGCUCUGGCUCAGGCUCAGCAGAAUUCGGCUCAGGGUCUGGGGUUGACAGUGCCUCUGGGGGUUACUCUGGAGACUUGUCUGGUUCUGGAGACCGGAUAACCAGUGGAGAUCUGUCUGGAUCUGGAGACCAGGUAACCAGUGGAGAUCUGUCUGAAUCUGGAGACCAGGUAACCAGUGGAGAUCUGUCUGGAUCCGGAGACCGGGUAACCAGUGGAGAUGUGUCUGGAUCUGGAGAUCUGUCUUGUUCUGGAGACAGGGUAAUCUCUGGAGAUCUGUCUGGUUCUGGAGACUUGUCUGGUUCUGGAGACUUGUCUGGUUCUGGAGACAGGGUAAUCUCUGGAGAUCUGUCUAGUUCUGGAGAUCAAUUCACCUCUGGAGAAUCAUCUGGUUCUGGAGACCUGGCCGGCAGUGCCAGUGCCGAGCUACCCAGUGGAGCGUCAGGCUUCAGCAGUGCAGAUGCUUCUGGAUCAGCUCUCAGUGGAGAAGGAUCCGGCAUCACUGUUGUUUUUUCGGGCAUCGACAGCAUCGUCUCUGGAGAGGGCUCAGUUUCAGGAGAACUCCAAGAAGCUGGAGAGGGAAGCACAGGGAUGUUUAUCUUCCCUUCAUCUGAAUCAGGCUCUGGAGUGCUUAGUGGAAGCGGGGACCUCUCUGAAUUUGGAUCUGGAUCUGGAUUCAACCCUGCACAGAGUGGAUCUUCCAGCUCUGCAAGUGGACAGUUCUCUGGCAUGCCGUCCGGUUUCAUCACCAACCAGGACUUUUCUGGAUUCAGUGGUUUACCAUCAGGAUUCUCCUCUGGAAGUGCUAGUGGACAGUCAGGAGAGCUUUCAGGAAGUGGAGACAUUCCGAUUUUACUGAUAGAUCCUGAACUGUUUGAUGCAUCCACCCCUAUUACUAACAAGGAGUAUGAGCUUAGUGGAGGCCCAGUGUUAAUUAGUUGCUUUGGAGACAUUUCAGGAUCUGGGAUUCACAGUGGUUCGGCCUCUGGAAGUGGCUCUGGGUUCUUCUCGGGUGUGACCUUUGUGGGAUCAGGGUUCACUGACAUGACAGUGUCAUCCUCUGGAGAGCAGGAGGCCUCAGGGUUUUUACUCCACAGCUCUGGACAGGAAAGUGGUGGACAUUUGUAUUCUGGAUUUGGAAGCUCAGGUUUCCUCUCUGGGUCUGGAUCGGGAAUGUCUGGAUCAGGAAUGUCUGAAUCAGGAAUGUCUGGAUCUGAGUCCUCAACAAGCGGAGAAGAAGGCAGUGUUACAUUUUUGACUGGGGAUUUUUUGACAGAGGUAUCCGGAAACGCUACACUGUCUAUGGAGCUUGGACAGGGGUCAGUGGAGUACAGCGGAGAAGGAAGCAGUAGCAGCAGUGGCUUCUACUCCGGCAGCGGAGACACCCGCUUGUCCGCAGCCAGUGGCACUUUUUCAGGGGCUUCCUCUGGUGAUGUGCCACAGGUGGUGGUGCUGCCCUCUCCAUCCAGACUGGCUGCUCCUCCCACCGCAACUCCACCAGCCUCUGUGCAGGCACCAAGCGAUGGUAAAGAAACAGAUUCAGUGGAGGGUGGUUUUAACCCAUGUGAACCCAACCACUGUGGAGCUGCUUCAUGCACCGUAGAGGACGGGGUUGCUCUCUGCCAUGAGGUUGAUGUGUGCCAUCCCAACCCUUGUGCCAAUGGAGCCACCUGUGUGGAGAGCGCAGACUCUUACAAAUGCUUAUGCCUGCCCAGCUACGGAGGGGAACACUGUGAGAUCGAUGAGCAGCAGUGUGAAGACGGUUGGACUAAGUUUCAGGGUAGCUGCUACCUGCACUUCUCUGACAGAGAGGUGUGGCUGGACGCAGAGCAGCGCUGCCGGGACCUGAACGCCCACCUGGUCAGCAUCAUCACCCCAGAGGAGCAGGACUUUGUCAACUCAAACGCACAGGACUACCAGUGGAUUGGGCUGAAUGACAAGACAGUUGAGAAUGACUUCCGCUGGACAGAUGGCACUCCACUGCAAUUCGAGAACUGGAGGCCAAACCAGCCAGAUAAUUACUUCAACUCUGGAGAAGACUGUGUGGUGAUGAUCUGGCAUGAGAACGGCCAGUGGAACGACGUGCCAUGCAACUACCACCUGCCGUUCACCUGCAAGAAAGGCCCAGCGUCCUGUGGGGCCCCGCCGGAGGUGGAGAAUGCCCACAUGUUUGGUAACAGGAGGGAGGAAUACCCUGUCAACGCCAUCAUCCGGUAUCAGUGCAACCCAGGCUUUACCCAGCGCCACCCUCCCGUGGUUCGCUGUAAAGCAGACGGACAGUGGGAGAAACCCCAAGUGGAAUGUACUGACGUGAAAGCCAGAAAAAGGAUACAGCGGAGGAGCAGCAGGAGUCUAGCAGCCAGCACCAAGCUUCACUAAAGAGGGGGGGAAAAAAAGAAAAAAGGAAUUAACUAUUUAAGAACAUUUGCAGCACACGAAAUUUUCCAUUUUAGUGAAGAUGAUUCGAAGCGUUAAAUUGU
This is a messenger RNA of Perca flavescens (yellow perch), 4532 nucleotides long. Its product is annotated as aggrecan core protein. Lineage: Eukaryota; Metazoa; Chordata; Actinopteri; Perciformes; Percidae. Gene Ontology annotation, cellular component: perineuronal net; synapse. Gene Ontology annotation, biological process: cell adhesion; central nervous system development; skeletal system development. The coding region runs from base 1 to 4431 and encodes 1476 amino acids. Gene Ontology annotation, molecular function: hyaluronic acid binding; calcium ion binding. The record is from RefSeq and is a predicted model, not a curated record. The transcript has 20 exons.